This is a messenger RNA of Poecile atricapillus (Black-capped chickadee), 13495 nucleotides long. RefSeq lists its product as uncharacterized. Gene Ontology annotation, cellular component: membrane. The record is from RefSeq and is a predicted model, not a curated record. Gene Ontology annotation, molecular function: G protein-coupled receptor activity. The transcript has 78 exons. NCBI's taxonomy places the organism in Eukaryota, Metazoa, Chordata, Aves, Passeriformes, Paridae. The coding region runs from base 43 to 11658 and encodes 3871 amino acids.
ACUCUGGAGACAGAGGAUCUGCUCUGUCUCCUGUCCCUCAGCAUGUCCCCAACCCUGGGACAGCUCCUGGCACUGAUGGCUCUGCUGCUGCUGCAGCCACCAGGGACUCGGGGGGCUCAGUGUCCCAUCCCCGACAUCGCGAACGGGCAGCUGAUCUCUGCUCAGAACUUCACCUGGGGCAGCACGGCCACUCUGCGCUGCCAGCCCGGCUUUGUGCCGCUGGGCGCUGCCAGCACCGUGCGCUGCACACCCGGCGGCCGCUGGUACCCACGGGUGCCCUCCUGCGUGCCAGGGCAGUGUCCCCACCCUCCCCCUGUGGAAUUCGCCGAUCUCCAGCCCCGCCGCGAGUUCCCGGUUGGGAGCACCGUGAGCUACUCCUGCAGGCUCGGCUUCUCCCCGAUCCCCGGCGUGUCCCCAACCAUCACCUGUCUCCAGAACUUCACGUGGUCCUCGGUGCCCCGGCUGUGCCAGAGGGUGCAGUGUCCCAGCCCGAUCAUCCCCCACGGCAGAGAGACCAGCCCCAGGAGAGCCUCCUACACCUUCGGGCAGCAGGUGGAGUUCCAGUGUGAGCCUGGCUUCGCGCUCAGGGGCAGCGAGAGGGUUCAGUGCCUGGCAGAGGGGAUGUGGAGACCCCCCGUGCCCUACUGCGACAGGGUGUGCGACCCCCCUCCCAAAAUCGCCAGCGGGCAGCACUCUGCCCUGGGGGUCAAGCAGUUCCCCUACGGCUUUGAGGUCAAGUACAGCUGCGCAGAGGGGCUGUCCCUCAUCGGGAACGAGUCCAUCUACUGCACCUCCGAGGAUGGAGAGAGGCUGGUGUGGAGCGGAGCUGCCCCGGAGUGCAGGCUGAUCCGGUGCCCCAAGCCCGUGGUGGAGAGGGCGAGGAUGACCCCACAGACCUUCACCUUUCCCUACGGGCUGCUCCUGCACUUCUCCUGUGAUGAAGGCUUCGGGCUGCGCGGUGCUGCCCAGAGCCAGUGCCUGGCUGAUGGCACCUGGGGCCCUCCCCUGCCCACCUGCCAGCCAGUGCUGUGUCCAGAACCACGAGUGCUCUACGGAAGGCUGAGAAGCCCUUUGGGUGGUGAGAGGUGGUACCAGAGCAAUGAAACUGUCACCUUCGAGUGCCUGCCUGGCUACCAGCUCCUAGACAAUGCAAGGAUGCCUUUGGGAGACGCUGGCACAGCCACGUGUUUGCCUGAUGGCAGCUGGACACCGCUGCCCAAGUGUGUGAAAGAAGAUGAUGCUGAUGUGUGCCAAGAGGUUCAUUAUAUUAAAUCAACCUUUGAAUGCGGUGUGCCUGUAGAAGAGCUGAAAACUCUGCUGGAAAUACAGAAACUGUUCCUGGAGAUUAAAAAACUCCAGGUGGAACUCGAAGUUUCCAGCGGGAUCCAGUGGUUUUGGGGGAAAGCUGAGCCCUGGCAGCUGGGUGACUGCGGGCCGCCUCCUGCCAUGACCCACUCCAGGCCCUCCAGCAGCUCCAGCAGCUUCCCGGUGGGCUCCAGGGUGACUUUCACCUGUGCCGAGGGAGCCCGCAGGAUCCCGGGGCUGCCGGACACCUCGGAAUGUCUGCCCGGCAACAUCUGGUCCAGGCUGCCGGAGCCCUGCGGCCGGAGCUGCUCUGCCCCAACUCGGCUGAGGUUUGCUGCCCUGUCCAAGGAGGAUGAGACCAGGAAUUUCUUCCCCGUUGGCACCAACGUGAGCUACGUCUGCCGGCCUGGCUACGAGAACAGCUCGGAGAGUUCCCCCUCCAGCACCUGCCUCGAGAACCUGACGUGGUCACAGCCCCCUGAGCUGUGCAGGAGGAGGUCCUGCGGCGCCCUGGGAGCGCUGCCCGGGGUGAGGACGGGGCCCAUCACAGCCCUGGAGCUGGGAGCACGAGUGGAUGUGUCCUGUGAGGAUGGGUACAAAUUAGUCGGGAAUAAUUUCAUCCAGUGCCAGCUGAAAGGAAACAAUGUUGAAUGGAGCGAACUUCCAACUUGUGAAUUAAUUACCUGCUCUCCACCUCCUCCCAUCAGCCAUGGCAGACACGAUGGGGAAGGCGUUGAAAUUUUUGCUUUUAACUCCACGGUGACCUACAGCUGUGACCCCGAGUUCCAGCUGCUCGGGAAUGGGAGCAUCCGAUGUCAGAGCAGGGACAGAACCAGCGGGGUCUGGAGCGGUGCCGUGCCCGAGUGCAAAGAGAGAAGCUCAGCUGUCAAACUUGGAGCAAAAGGCACAGAGAGCAGAGCUCCUCCCAAAACUCCCCAGGGAAAUGGAAUCCAACCCUCCAGGAAGGGUCUCAGGUGGGAGAUGAAGCUCAGCCUCUAUAAAAAGGCGCUCCAAAACACCAUCUCCUCCUCCCAGCCUUCCUCUUCCUUCAGGAAACCAGUGAGCAGGAACUGGGCUGCCUCAGGGUUCAGAUUUGUUCUGCCUUUGUACAAAUCCCCAAAAUCCUAUUCUGGGGCCAGCAAGGGAGCCGUGUGUCCUCCGAAGCACCUGGGGAUCCUUCCCCCACCUGGCUGCUUUCAGAAGUUAAAACAAUCCAAAUUUCCAUCAUUUUGUGGAAGUGAGUGGGUUUUUCCUAAUGUUCUUGUCUUCUGGAGGUUGUGCACAGCCAGGAGAAGCUGGACAUGGUGGAAAUUCUGGUCCUCCAAAUUCCCCACCCGCUGCAAAGGAGGAUUUUAUCCGAAUUCCUGGCUGCAGCGGAUCCAGCUGUGGAUCCAGCUGCUGGCGGGGCUGAAAAGCAAAGCACGGACUUCCCUGUCCUGCAGAGCACCGCUCACCCCGGGUGUUCCACACCCAACCCAGCUCCCACCGCACUCGCGGAUUUCGUCAGAGCCUUCCCGGAGCUGGGCUGAGCUGAACUGGACGGGAGGGGCAGGCGGGGGCUCCGUGGAGCUCGAACUGGCCCUGCGGGAGUGGCUGCGCUGUCCGGGCAGUGCCGGGGCAACCACGAUGGGCUCCGGCUGCCGCUGCUCGCUCCUGCCGCUGCUGCUGCUGCUGGUGCUGCCUGUGGUGUGGGCGGACUGCGGGCCGCUGCCAAAUAUCAGCCACGCCGAGCCCCAGGGGGACACCAAAGAGCAGCAGAGCUUCAGUGUGGGCUCCACCGUGACCUUCAGCUGUGUCCCGGGUUACACCAAGCGCCCCUUUCUCUCCGACACCAUCCAGUGCCUGAGCAACUCCCGCUGGUCCAGCCUGCCAGAGUUCUGUGGCCGCAGCUGUCCCAGGCCACCAGUUGUGAAAUUUGCUUCGAUAUCACCAGAAGAUCAAAGGCAGAAUUUUUACGCCGUUAAUACCACGGUGAGGUACAUUUGUCGCCCAACUCAUGAAAACACCACAGACCAGCCCCCCACCAGCACCUGUUUGGACAACUUAACGUGGACAGAAGUUCCUGAACUGUGUCAGAAGAAAUCUUGUGGUAUUCCAGCCAAUCCAGAACAUGGCCAAGUUAUGGCAAAAGAUCAUGAGCUGGGAGCAACAGCCAAUGUGGUUUGUGACCGUGGGUACAGAUUGGAGGGAGCGUCACCUUCCAUCAGGUGUUCCCUGCAGGAAGGCAAAGCUGUCUGGAGUCCUCUUCCAGCUUGUCAGGUGAUUUCCUGUCCCCCUCCUCCAGCCAUUGCUCACGGGCAGCACAGUGGGAACAGCUCGCAGGAGUUUGUGUUCGGCUCCAUCACAACCUACACGUGUGAGCCGGGGCUGGAGCUGGUGGGACAGGACACCCUGCGCUGCACCACGGACAGCGGGGACAGCGGCGCCUGGAGCGGGGCCCCUCCCACCUGCCGGGUUAAAACCACAGCAGAGACAAACCAAACCAAAGCCUCAGAAGAGAAUCCUUACUGGCUGGCAAGCAUCCUCAUUCCAAGUUGCAUUGUUCCCCCAGUAGUCCUUGGACUUCUUGCUGGGGUCAUCAUGAGCCGGAAAGAGAGUGAAAAGCACUCUUAUAAUGUGAAUUUACAAAAGCGUGAGAUGAAGGGAAGGGAUGCAGCCACGCACCUGGAGGUUACAGAUGAGAAGAAGCAGCCCAAGCCCUGGAAUUCCUAUUUUUGUCACACAGGGAACUGCCACGUGUGCCCCAGCUGUGAGGAGCAGCUCCACAGUGACCUGGCCCCUCUCUCAGAGCCCACACGCCCCGGCUGCACCGUCUGCCAGGACUGGCUGAGCUCCCAGCCCCAAAAACCCCGCACCUACUCGGUCCCCAGCAUCAGUGAUGGGGACAGGCAGAGCCCAGCAGGCACCAGCUCUCCUGCCAAAGCUGGGGAUGUGCUGAGGGGAAAUGGCACAGAAGAAGCUGCUCCGUGGUGGAGUGAGGCAGAGCAGCCCAGGGACCACCAAAGUGAGCACAUCUGUCCCAUCUGUGAGAGCUGGCUCCGUGCCCACACUGGCCAGGGUGGCAGCAGGGCUGUGACACCGGGGGACUGGCAGGACAAGGGCCCAGAGCGCCCCGUCUGCCCUCCCUGCAUGGACUGGCAGCUGCUGUCCCUUGUCCACGGGGACACAGGCAGCAGCCCCGUGUGUCCCCUGGCCGGGGGGGACACCCUGAGCCACCUGGUCCCUGUGCAGAGCCCCGGCUGCCACAUCUGUCCCGUGUGCUCGGUGCCCAGCCACGCUCACCUGUGCAGCCCCCGCGCCCGGCGGCCGCAGCAACAGCGGCAGCCUGAGGCACCUGCGGCCUCCCCGGGGGUGCUGGCUGUGCCUGGAUGUGCCGGGGAGCCCACAGUUCCUGUCUCACAGUCCUGGGAAGUCCCCCAGCAGCGUCUCCUUCCUCCCACGGGGGCACUGGGGGGAACUGGGGGGGAACUGGGGUGCCCAUAUCUGCCCUGCACCCCGGAGCCGCCGGCAGUGCCGGGGAUGGUGCCCACCUUCACCCUCUGCCUGCUGGGCAGCACCGCUCUGCUCCUCAGCACCGCGCCCGGGGCUCGAGCUGCCCUGUGCCCGUUCCCACGCGUCCAGCACGGGACGGUGUCCCCUCGUCGCUAUUCCUACAGGACAUGGGACACGGUGACCUUCUCCUGCAGCCCGGGGUACGCUCUGCGAGGCUCCCGCAGCAGCACCUGCGGAGCUGGCUCCAGGUGGAACCCCCCUCCUCCAGAGUGCAGGAAAGAGAUGAGCUGUCCUCGGCCACCGAACAUCGCCAAUGGGCUGCACAGCGGCCACUCCUGGGCCAGCUUUCCCCGGGGAGUGACCGUGUCCUACAGCUGCAGCGAGGGCUUUCAGCUGCUCGGGAAUGCCUCCAUCACCUGCACGGACUCCGGGCUCUGGAGCCGGCCCCUGCCCCGCUGUGAAGCCAUCGGCUGCCAGGUACCCGAGGUGCAGAACGGGAACGUCUACAACCCCCAGAGCACCUACAGAGCUGGAGAGACUCUGCUGUUUGACUGCGAUGCUGGAUACAGCUCAGAGGACACGACUGAGGCUCGCUGCCAGCCCGGGGGCACCUGGGACCCGCCGCUCCUUGUCUGCCAGAGGGUCCGACCGUGCCCGAUGCCUCCGGAGGUCGCCAAUGGAAAGCACAACGGGCAGGACAAAGCGUUUUUCACGGCUGGGAUGUCUGUGAGGUACAGCUGCCAUGCCGGCUAUUACCUGGUUGGAAAUGCCGCUGUGUCUUGCAGAGCAUCGGGGAACUGGAGCCAGCCCAGCCCUCGCUGUGAAGAGAUAAGCUGUCCUCGGCCACCGAGCAUCGCCAAUGGGCUGCACAGCGGCCACUCCUGGGCCAGCUUUCCCCGGGGAGUGACCGUGUCCUACAGCUGCAGCGAGGGCUUUCAGCUGCUCGGGAAUGCCUCCAUCACCUGCACGGACUCCGGGCUCUGGAGCCGGCCCCUGCCCCGCUGUGAAGCCAUCGGCUGCCAGGUACCCGAGGUGCAGAACGGGAACGUCUACAACCCCCAGAGCACCUACAGAGCCGGAGAGACUCUGCUGUUUGACUGCGAUGCUGGAUACAGCUCAGAGGACACGGCUGAGGCUCGCUGCCAGCCCGGGGGCACCUGGGACCCGCCGCUCCUUGUCUGCCAGAGGGUCCGGCCGUGCCCGAUGCCUCCGGAGGUCGCCAAUGGAAAGCACAACGGGCAGGACAAAGCGUUUUUCACGGCUGGGAUGUCUGUGAGGUACAGCUGCCAUGCCGGCUAUUACCUGGUUGGAAAUGCCGCUGUGUCUUGCAGAGCAUCGGGGAACUGGAGCCAGCCCAGCCCUCGCUGUGAAGGGACCGUCUGCAUCAGUCCAAUCGUAGCCAACGGAAGGCAAAUUGCUGGCCACGGACUCCUCUCUGCGCCCGGGCAAACGGUGACAUUUCAGUGCCACGAUGGUUACAGGCUGCGGGGCAGUGCCAGCGUGUCCUGCCAGGAGGAUGGCAGCUGGCAGCCCCCUGCACCUGUGUGUGACACAGCACUGCCUCACCAGGACACCUUCAGCAGCUCUCCAGUGACCAAUCCUUCCACCACCAGGCACAGGUUGAUUGGACAGUCCAGCAGACGCUGUCAGAUCUCUGGGGCACGCGUUGCAUGGAGCGGUGACGUUCCCCUCUGUCAGCGCAUCCCUUGUGAGCCACCUCCAGACAUCCCCAACGGGAAGCACUCGGGCCGGCUGCUGAGCGAGUUCCUCUACGGCACCUCGGUGACCUACAGCUGUGACCCCGGCUUCCCUCUGCACGGGGAGCCCUCCAUCCACUGCACCACCCGCGACGGCAGCAGCGGCGUGUGGAGCGAGCCCCUGCCGGCCUGUGGAGUGGCGAGUUGUCCGGUCCCACGGAUCCAGAAUGGGAGGAUCGUGGCUCCCAGGUCUGCCUACGCACACAGGGACACGGUGACAUUUGAAUGUGACCCAGGCUACGCCAUUCGUGGCCACAGAGAGCUCCAGUGCCAACCAAACAACACCUGGGAGCCGCCUGUGCCGGUCUGCGAGCCGGCUGGCUGCAGAGCCCCUGCCAGGCUGGAGUUUGCCGAGCUGAAGGAGCCCUACAGGAAUCAGGAGGUGUUUCCUGAGGGGAGCAGGGUGGAAUACGUGUGCCAGCCUGGCUACACCCAGCUCCCGGGGGUCUCGCCAACCAUCACCUGCCUCAGGAACCAGACGUGGUCUGCAGCGCUGCAGUUCUGUCAAAGGCAGCAGUGUCCCAGCCCAGGGGACCCAGAGAAUGGCAGAGCUGUUGUCCUCACAGAUCUCCUCCUCGGCUCCAGAAUUAAUUACACUUGUGACAAAGGGUACAAGCUGGUGGGAGGCUCCCAGAGAAUUUGUGAGGUCUCUGGCACAGGUGUCUCGUGGAGUGGGGAUCCUCCUGUCUGCCAGCGCAUCACCUGCGCUCCCCCUCCGGCCAUCCCGCACGGGACACACAGCGGGGGCUCCAGGGACACCUUCACCUUCGGGGACGUGGUCACCUACAGCUGCAGCUCGGGGCUGGCCCUGGCUGGAGACGCCUCCCUGUCCUGCAGCUCUGCGGACGGGCAGCGCGGCUCGUGGAGCGGGGCAGUGCCACGGUGCCAAGGUACGGCUCGGGGUGUGCCCACAGCCAGCUCUGCCUGUCCCCCUGCCCAUGGGGACACGAGUGAUUUUAUUUCUUCACAGCAGUUCAUGUCAGUGUUCAGAACGACUCAGAGCAUUUACAACUUUUCAAAUCAUUUUUCUACGCAUAAAAUGUUUAAGGUGAGGUGUCCUGCUCCCCCCAGCAUUGCCAAUGGGCAGCACAGUGGCAGCCCUGGGGCCAGGCACAGCCCGGGCUCCGAGGUGCUGUACACCUGUGCCGAGGGUUAUUCCCUGCUCGGGAACGCUUCCAUCCGCUGCACUGCCAGGGGAACCUGGAGCCGGCCCCAGCCCCGCUGCCAAGCAACCGGCUGCACCAAGCCGGAGAUUGAGAACGGAAAAGCAACUGGGUUGGAGACCACCUACAAGCUGAAGGACAUCAUUUUCUUCGAAUGCAACUUUGGUUAUGCCUUGAAGGGCUCUCAAGAGUCUCAGUGCCAGUUUGGGGGCAAGUGGCACCCUCCUGUCCCCACCUGUGAGAAGCUGCUGCCGUGUCCUCCCCCUCCAAUUAUCAGAAACGGCCAGCACGACAGCAAGGGUGUGACAGAGUUCAUCCCUGGCACGUCAGUGAAGUACAACUGUGAGCCGGGGUACGCCCUCACCGGGAAAACCACGGUGUCCUGUUUGCCAUCGGGAGUCUGGAGCAUCCCUUACCCCCGCUGUGAAGUGAUCACCUGCAGCAGCCCCAGCAUCAAGAACGGAGAGGUGGCCGAGGGCAGAAGGGCUGUGUACCACCCUGGGGACAAUGUCACCUUCCAGUGCCAGCCAGGCUUCGUGCUGAGGGGCAGCCGUGGGGCCAAGUGCCAGCCUGACAGCCGCUGGGUGCCUGCUGUCCCCACCUGCCAGCCAGCGGCCGAUUGUGGCACACCACCACCGCUGCUAUUUGCUGAGCUAAGUGAGGAGUAUGAAAAUCAGACUGUGUUUCCUGUUGGGAUGACUGUGAACUACACCUGUCGGCCUGGAUACAUGGAACAGCCACAGAUAUCACCAACUAUCACAUGUCUUGAAAAUCUAACGUGGUCUGAAGCCAAGGAGUUUUGCAAAAUUCUGCAAUGCCCUUCACCUCCAAAUAUUGACAAAGGAAAGCACAACAGCCAUGACGUGGAGGUUUUUCCCUCUGGGAUGGUUGUGAACUACAGCUGUGACCCUGGCUACAGCCUCCUGGGAGAGGCAUCCAUCCACUGCACCGACUCUGGCAACUGGAGCCUCCCUCUCCCUCAGUGUGCAGGUGGCUGUGGUGCACCUCCAAACCUCACCUUUGCUGAGCUAAGCAGGGAAUACAGAAAUCAGCUGGAAUUUGCUGUUGGGGACACCGUGCGCUACAGCUGCCGGCCGGGACACUCGAGACGCCCCGGAGUGCCCCAAACUCUGACUUGCCUCCAAAACCGCACGUGGUCUGAAGCCCUAGAGUUCUGCAAAAGGAAGCAAUGUAAACACCCAGAGUCCCCCAGGCACGGCAGAGUUGUUGUUCUGACAGAUCUCCUUUUCGGGUCAACCGUGAGCCACACGUGUGACCAAGGGUACAGACUGGUUGGACAGUCCCACAGGAGAUGUGAGAUUUUGGGAAGAGAUGUUGUCUGGACCGGUCUGCCUCCCACCUGUCAGAGGGUGGUGUGCCCAGCCCCACAGAUCCAGAAUGGGAGGGCGGCUGUCCCCAAGUCCCGCUACACCUACAGGGACUCUGUCACCUUCAAGUGCCACCGAGGCUUCACCCUGCGAGGCCACCACACGUCCCAGUGCCAGGGUGACAGGAGGUGGCACCCACCUGUACCUGUCUGUGAGCGGGAUGGAGCGGCAGCACCUUACCACCAGCCUGGUACCACAACAAAGCCAGUGCUGCACUGCUCCAAGCCUGCAGAUAUCACCCACGGGUCUUUCCAUGGCCCAGCAAAAGCAGCUUUUACUCCGGGAACAUCUGUAAACUACACCUGUGAGCCUGGCUUUUCUCUGCUGGGGACAGCAUCCAUUUAUUGCACAGCAUCUGGAGCCUGGAGCCAUCCCCCUCCCGUCUGUCAAGCCGGGAAGUGUCUGCAGCCUCCAAACAUCACCAAUGGGAGGCUCAAAGGCAACACCUCUGCCAGCUUUCCCUCCGGAGCCUCUGUAUCCUACAGCUGCAAUCCUGGUUAUUCACUGCUUGGGAAUGCUUCCAUCACCUGCACCGUGUCGGGAGCCUGGAGCCAGCCUCUCCCGCAGUGUAAAGAGAUCAGAUGUGAAUUCCCGGAUGUCCAAGGUGUUAAAAAAGCCAUUAAAGGAAAUACUUAUCGCUCUGGGACUAACAUCACUCUGGAAUGUGAUGAAGGUUACGUGCUGGAAGGAAUCAGCCACACCCAGUGCCAAGAGGAUUUCAGCUGGGACCCUCCUGUGCCAGCCUGUAAACUGACAUCCUCCCACUCCAGUUCUGUUGGCCUAGGAGUGGCGGCUGCAGCAGUUCUGCUGCUCCUGGGGGCAGGCGUUGUCUGGAAAAUAAUCUCCAAGCAGAAGGAAGGCUAUUAUCGUACCUAUGAGAACUACAAUUACAGAACCCCCCUGACCCCAGCAACUGAGCACAAAGAUUUGUGUCUGCCAUGGAGCGGCGGCCAUGGCGGCCCCGCGCUGAGGGAGCCCCUGAGGGAGCGGCGGCCAUGGCGGCGCCGCGCUGAGGGCGGGCCGUGUGGGCGGCCCCACGCAUGCGCACCCGGCCCCGCGCUGCGUCUCCGCCGCCGCCGCCGCCGGGAGGGAGCGGAGCGGCCGCAGCCGCGGUCCCGCUGCGGGAUGGGGCAGCUCCCGGUGCCGCUCCCGCUGCCGGUGCUGCUGCCCGCGCUGCUGCUGUGGCAGCUCGGCGGAGCCCGGGCUGAGGGCUCGUGUCCCAGGCCAGAGCGGCUGCAGUAUGCAGAGCUCAGCCAGAGCUCCAUGGAAAUGCAGGAUUUUCCAGUUGGAAGCCAAAUCUCCUUUAUUUGCCGCCCAGGAUACAUCAGGGUCAUGAACAUGUCACUCACCUGGACGUGUGGUGAUGAUUUGCAGUGGUCACCCAAGGGUGUGUUCUGUACAGAGAGAAAAUGUCCAUACCCAGGAGACUUGGCAAAUGGUUAUUUUGAUCCAGCAGAUCUUACAUUUGGUUCAAAAUUGACAUUUUCUUGUAACGAAGGAUACAGAUUACAGGGUAGUGAAGAGAUUUCCUGUGAUAUCAAGGAUGAAGGUGUUGGCUGGAGUGCAGCUCUGCCUUCCUGUGAAACAAUCCCUUGUGAGCCACCACCCAAAAUAGCCAACGGGGUCUACGAGGAAAGGGCCAGCUACGUGUACCAGAGCUCAGUGACCUACAGGUGUCGGGAUGUUCCCAAGGGCAGCGAUCCCUUCUCCCUCAUUGGCAAUGCCACGAUCCACUGCACAUCUGAUGAACACUCCAACGGAGUUUGGAGCGGGCCACCUCCAGAAUGUCGAGUGGUCAAAUGUGAAGACCCCAGAGUUAAAAAUGGGAGAAAAAUAUCUGGAUUUGGAAAUUCCUACAGUUACAAGGACUCAGUUGUGUUUGAGUGUGAACAAGGCUAUUCCAUGUUUGGAGCAGGGGUAAUUACCUGUGAAGAAAAUAGCAACUGGGUUCCUCCAAAACCAACUUGUGAGAAAAGUAAGAUUUUCUCUCCUGCAGAGGUGUGUCCUGCCCCGGAGGUCCCCAAUGGGCUCCUGGUUCCAGUCAAGGCUGAUUAUGACAAAGGAGAGUCUGUGCAGAUCCAGUGCAACCCUGGCUGCUCCUUCCCUGACGGCUCUGCAGAGGUGACAGUGACCUGUGGAGAGCAGAGGUCCUGGGGUGCUUUACAGCACUGUGCCUGCAAGUCUGAAGGCUCUGGUUCCACACCAGUCAUAAAUUAUGGGAGAGUGACAGCUGGACAAAAAUCUUCCUAUUCUGUGGGGGAUUUCAUCACCAUCGAGUGUUACACGGGGUACACCUUGCAGGGGGAGCCUCGGAUUCAGUACACUGGAGACAACCAGUGGGUGCCAGCAGUGCCAACCUGCCAGCUCAGUGGAUAUAUUAUAGCCAUCAUCUGUGUGAUUGUGGUAGUUGUGGCGCUCCUGGCUGCCUUCUGGAUCUACAAGGAAUUCUUCUCACAAAAUGGCUCGUACACAGUUGAUGAGAGUUGCAAGGAAACUUGUAUUUUAAAAGCUAAUGUUCCAGCUGAGAUGGAAGGAACUGCACAAAUGAAUUAAAGAAAAGGAAACGUGACAGCACUCCCAGUUCUGCCGAAUAUAAGAUGUGUAACCCAUGACUGACUUUUUUUUGGGGGGGUGGGAGGGACUUUGUGGUGGAAUAUCCCUGUCAGAGCUGGAAAAUGAUUGAUUGCCCUUGCACUGAGUUGCUGUCCAUGAGUUCCUUGUGCUGUGUCUUGCCCUGCUGAUGAACUGGAGGAGGAGAUGCUUGAUAGGAUAAAAAGUGUGUGUGCUUAUAGAUAACCACAGACAGAUCCUGCUUUGCCCUCGUUGUCUCUCUGUGAGCUGGGGACAGGGAAUAGCUGCAGCAUGCCAGAGUCUGGGAAUGCUGCAAUUUCACUGCCCAGCCCUGCUGCCUUCAGUGCUGCCCCUUGCCUUACAGAAAAUGUCCAAUAUUCUCCUCUCCUGCAGGGCUCUGCUCCCUCAAACCUGGUUGUCCUUCCCAUCCCUUUUUGCAGUUGAGGUGGUGUAAAUGGUUCUGUUGUUUUUCUGAAAUGGGCUGUUGCUCCUUCCCUGAAGGAUCUGGUGCCCUUGUAGACCGUGUCUUUUUAUCAUUAUUAAGAUCUUAUAUACUCUACCUCUUUGUCUGCCAAAGCUGGUUGCUGUGUAUAUAAUGAAUUAAAGUGUGCCUUGAAAUCAGAGUUUUAUAGCUUUUCCUUUGCUUUAAAGAAGGAAAAAAGCCAUAUAUAUAUAUAUAUAUAUAUAUAUUUCUGAUUCUUUGCUAUAAUCCCCCAAAGACUGCAGUGGAUUUGUUGGAACUGAAAGCUGAAGGAUUCUGUAGCAAAGGCAUCCCCUGCCUGUUGACAGGAGGUCCUGAAUGAAAGGAACUGCUGAGAGCUCAGUGGUGGCUGUGUCCUGCCAUGAGCACAGUGGAAGUUCCUUGGGGUUCUUGAUUUUAGUGAGCCUUGAUGUCAGUUCUGGAGAUCUUCUGUUGCAUUCAAGGAUAGAAACAGGUGCUGUGUGAUCCACCUUGCCUUUUUUUUACUUGAAAUCACAUAUUGCACAUUUCUAACCUCUGCUACAGACUGGGAUGUUAAAUCAAGCUCUGAAAAGCUGGAUUUAGCAUCAGAUUCCUGUUUGGAAGCAGAGGCUUUUCCCUGUCGCUCACUUUCCAUGUUAAAGGCAAACCAGACCAGUUCAACUGUGUGAGUGCUGGUAAAUGUGGUGGUCUCUUGUUUUGCUAUUUGUUCAUCAAAUGUUUUAGUCCAGAUUCUGACUCCAGGAGCUCCCACCACGGUGUUUGUCAUUAGCAGAGACCCACUGCUACUUCUAACUCCUCAGCAAACCCUAAAUCUUAACUAGAGCAGGUCUUUAGCUUCAUGAAUCUCACUAUCAGCAUUCAGGCAGCUUCUAAUUUUCACAGAAAACCCAAACAGCCUCACUUCAGAUGCCUGAGGCUGCAUUGAAACUGCUCUGGCUUGUCUGUGUCUGCUUGGCACUGCUCUCCCUGUCAUCAACAGAUUGUUGGAGUGGCACAGAACUGUUGAGGGCUUUUUGGGACAAUCCCAGCAGUCUCAUUGUUAGAGUUGAUAAUAGGCUGUGGUUGUUAGAAAGGGGCUUUGGCUCUGCAGGAGGAUUUGCUGUUGGUGGCCUGGCUGAUAUCUCAGUUUGAGAGGUGUUUGCAAACACUGGGAUGUGUGACUGGGGCUGAGUGUGCUGGUGGUCAGGAGCUCAGCUUGCUUUGUGUGGCAUCUGCAAUGUGCUGAAAUACACUGGAAUGUACUUUGUUGGGAAGUGAAAUCACUGUAAAAAGCGGCCUUUUUUUACUCUUCUUUCUGGAUGUAAAGAUUAGCGAUGAUUUGUAAUAUUCCAAAUAAAAAUGUUAAAUUAUUUAGCA